Molecule: messenger RNA, 5240 nt
Organism: Neoarius graeffei (lesser salmon catfish)
Lineage: Eukaryota; Metazoa; Chordata; Actinopteri; Siluriformes; Ariidae
Gene: enc1
Product: ectodermal-neural cortex 1
Exons: 4
Coding region: 230-2005 (591 amino acids)
Molecular function (GO): protein binding
Source: RefSeq, a predicted model, not a curated record
UCCACGCGCCUGGAGACAGCAGAAAGUGUUCUACAGCACGAGCUCGGCGUAAGCACGAGAUCAGAACGUAAAACAAUUGUUUUUAUUUAGAUGAGAUUCCUGAUCAUUAAACAUUACAUCCGUUGGACUGAAUACUGGCGCACGAGGAUUAAACAGCGACCGCAUCGUGGCAUGAACCAGGACUGAAACGGACUGAAUUGAACUCCUGCUUUGUCACAAAGAGGAUUCAAUGAAAAUGUCUGUCUGUGUCCAUGAGAACCGCAAGUCACGAGCCAGCACUGGCUCCAUGAACAUCUACCUUUUCCACAAGUCCUCGUACGCUGACAGCGUCUUGAUGCACCUAAAUGUCUUGCGGCAGCAGAGGCUCUUCACAGAUGUCUUGCUGCAUGCAGGCAGCCGCUCCUUCCCAUGCCACCGCGCUGUUCUGGCUGCCUGCAGCCGGUACUUUGAGGCGAUGUUCAGUGGUGGGUUAAGAGAGAGCCAAGCAAAGGAGGUGGACUUCAGAGACUCCAUACAUCCAGAGGUGUUAGAACUUCUUUUGGAUUAUGCUUACUCAUCUCGGGUAGUCAUCAAUGAAGAGAAUGCUGAGUCUCUGCUGGAGGCAGGUGACAUGCUAGAAUUCCAGGACAUCCGUGAUGCCUGUGCUGAGUUCCUGGUGAAGAACCUUCACCCAUCCAAUUGCCUUGGCAUGCUGCUUUUGUCUGAUGCCCACCACUGCACCCAGCUUUCCCAGCUUUCCUGGAGCAUGUGUCUCAGUAAUUUCCCAGCUAUCUGUAAGACAGAGGAAUUCCUGCAACUGCCGAAGGACAUGAUAGUCCAGUUGCUCUCACACGAAGAACUGGAGACAGAGGAUGAGCGGUUGGUCUAUGAAUCUGCACUUAACUGGGUGAACUAUGACUUGGAACGGCGACAUUGCCACUUACCAGAGCUGUUGCGCACUGUACGUCUAGCCCUCUUGCCAGCCAUCUUCCUCAUGGAGAACGUCUCCACAGAGGAGCUUAUCAACUCACAAGCUAAAAGCAAAGAGCUGGUGGAUGAAGCAAUCCGUUGCAAGCUACGUAUACUACAGAAUGACGGCGUGGUCAACAGUCCUUGUGCCAGGCCCCGCAAGACUAGCCAUGCCCUUUUCCUGCUAGGGGGUCCUACCUUUAUGUGUGACAAGCUGUACUUAGUGGACCAGAAGGCCAAAGAAAUCAUCCCAAAGGCAGAUAUUCCCAGUCCACGAAAGGAGUUCAGCGCUUGUGCUAUUGGCUGCAAAGUCUAUGUGACAGGUGGUCGGGGCUCAGAGAAUGGUGUGUCCAAGGAUGUUUGGGUGUAUGAUACCUUGCAUGAAGAGUGGUCAAAAGCAGCUCCCAUGCUAAUAGCUCGAUUUGGGCAUGGUUCAGCUGAACUGCGCCACUGCUUAUAUGUAGUUGGAGGUCAUACAGCUGCAACUGGUUGUCUUCCAGCCUCACCAUCUGUCUCGUUGAAGCAGGUGGAACAGUUUGACCCAGUUGCCAACAAGUGGAGCAUGGUUGCACCACUACGUGAGGGUGUCAGCAAUGCUGCAGUAGUCAGCGUAAAGCUUAAGUUAUUUGCUUUUGGAGGAACAAGCGUAACCCAUGAUAAGCUACCAAAGGUCCAGUGUUAUGAUCCAGUGGAAAACCACUGGACCGUCCCAGCAUCUUGCCCACAGCCAUGGCGUUACACAGCAGCUGCUGUUUUGGGGAACCAGAUCUUUGUCAUGGGUGGUGACACUGAGUUCUCAGCUUGCUCAGCUUACAAAUUCAGCAGCGAGACCUACCAGUGGACUAAAGUAGGUGAUGUUACAGCUAAGCGAAUGAGCUGCCAGGCGGUAGCCUCCGGGAACAAACUGUACGUAGUUGGUGGCUAUUUUGGAACACAGCGCUGCAAAACGCUAGACUGCUAUGAUCCCACACUGGAUGCCUGGAACAGCAUAACCACUGUACCCUAUUCCUUGAUCCCCACUGCCUUCGUUAGCACCUGGAAACACCUCCCAGCCUGACUGCUGCAUGCCCCUUGAUAUUCCUUCAUCUUUAAGGAGUCUCGUGUGGUGAACUGGAUUCCAGCUGUGACGAUUUCCUGCUUUCUGUGCAAUUUCAUCAAAAGGCUUCUUCCAUCAGCUUUAAUAAUGAAGAUAUCCAGCAGUGAAGCUUUCACUUUUUUUUGGAUGGUGUGCUUUAAAGACAUUCUGUGUUUGGAAAUCUGUGCUUAAACGUUCCAUUGUCAAAGUCGUUUUGUGGAGUCUUGGGAUGUCGUUUGCCAUGACAACUAAAUGAACCUACUGCUAAUCUGAAAAGGCCAGUUAGUGCCCGGCAUCUUUUGCUGUCAUGUCUGUAUUUUGGCACUUAUUCACUAUUUUGAAAAUGGUGUGUAAGUUAAACUAUUUCUCUGUGCAUCUUGCAACAAGAACUUCAACCAGUGAAACUGAACUUCAAACAGUGGAACUGAACAUGACGGAGGCAGGGUUGCAAUAUAUAAAUAUACUGAUUUCCAAAUGAAAGCAUGAAGACACCUUCUUGAUGUGUGUGUUUUUUUUUUAUUUCACUGUGCUCCACUGUUUUCAUAUAGUUUCUUCUUCUUCUUCUUCUUCUUCUUCUUCAGAAUUGUAGAAUUGUAAGCGAAGGCUUAUUUAUCCCAAGAAGGCACAAACUAACUAUGUUCUGCAAACAUGAAACAGAGACAAGAUGUUUGUCUCCCAUGUCUGAUUCUGGUCAGUUCCUGACAAACAGACUUCCUCAACCUGGUGUGAAACUUGCUGUGAGGAGUCAUCCUGAGGUGAACCACACACCAGAUGUGUGUUUGUGUACAUGUUUGUAUAUGGAAAAGAUCAGCAUGUCCCAGCAUGCUUUCCUGAGCGAAAAUACAGUUGACCAUACAAUAUUAUUCAUUCAUUCUUCUUCUUCUUCUUCUUCAAAAAAAAGCAUGUCCACUGAGAACUUGGAUGAAUGAUGAGCAUUGCAGAAAGCAACUGUCAUUUUGUCAACACCUCCUAAUGACUUCUAGACAAGAGAACAUAUUGGUAUAAAGUUAGGCUGCUUAACUUUGUGCUGAGUGGUUCUGUUCUCGCACAUGCAGAAUAUAAAUGUGAAAGGCAGAAUGAUGGAGGGAAAGAGAGAGAGAGAGAGAGAGAGAGGGUGAUAGUCGUUCUGGCUGCCGGAGAGGUAAUGUCUCCAUGGCAACAACAGUGAACAACCUGAACUGAAAAGAAAGCAAUGUCUAUUCAUAGUCUUAAUUUAUGAUAUUUGUUUUACAGUUGUUUUUGUUUUGUUGUUAAUUUGAACUGUGUAUGUCUAGUUUUGUAUUUAUUGAUAAAAAUGCUUGCAUACCUAUCCCACAUAUCCAACUGUACAGAAUUUGGUGAGUGUUUCGUGCUGUGCAUGGCCCAUACUGCUUUGUGUUACGUAAGAACUGCUCUUUUGCACAUGUCUAUGUCAUGCCGUACUGAAUUCAUAAGGGUCAGAGAAUCCUGGACCUCUAGUUUGACUGACCUGAAAGCGGGCAGGCUUGGGGGUCUUAGGUCAUCACCCAGAUAAGAAUGGGAGGAAUGACAGUGUAGGAUCAGAUUACCCAGGAUACAAUGGAGCAGUUGGUUUGGGAACCCGUGGGGGAAGACCUGGGGGUUAAGAAUUCAUACUGUGAUCUCUUGCAAAAGAAAGGGAAAAAAAAAUUUCUUGUUAUGGCCCAAGGAGUAGACUAUCAAACCAAAUGAGGUUUGAAUUCAAGGUAAAUUUGCUAAAUAAGUAAUAUUUCUGAUUGGAUGAUUUUGAAAACCCAACCACACUUGUGGAAAAAAAAUCAAGCUGCAGUAAUUCUCAUGAUGAACCCACUGAACUGCUGUGUUUGGUUGAAGUCUUGGCCACAGCACAUGAGCUGAAUAUCGGUGUGGCCACUCGCUGACCCUGCUUUGUCAGCUUAACAAUACUCAAACACAUUCUAACUUGGUUUCAGUCUAAUUUGAUAUUACUGAUAAAGACACCAGGGAGUGAGAAAUGUGACAUCAGCAGCUGCUCCUAGAACAGCUGGAACUGUCGCUAAUGUCCCUGAGCACAGUGACAGGUGUUAAUUAUUAUUAAUGCCCUCUACAUAGAUGUUUGCUCUUUGUUCCUUUUCAAAGUCUUAAGCAUUGUAAAAGAUACACUGACUGCUGUUAAAUGUCUUUACCACUAACAUCUGUAAGUUGAAAGAGUGGCAUUGGACUGUAAAUUUGCCUUUCCUCAGGGUUUUCUGUACUACCAGUCCUAAGUGUUUAUGAAGGGUCUUUUCUUGUCUAAAACUGGUGAUAUUUGGUGAUUAACAGAGUUCUUUAAGCCGUACACUGUAUACAUUUUUACGGCGAUGAUGCUGAUGAUGCUGAUGCUAUAUUCCAAAGGUCACAAGACGCGAUGUUUGUACAUGAGGACCACAGGAUGCUGUCUCAAUAGAGCAACUGUAGUAUAACAAGUUGGGCACAAUUGUGAGCACAAUUUACAACCCAAGUGUGAAGAGGGUAUGCUUAAGCUUAUGCAUUAGUGAAUUGAUGAAAUUGAAAACCUAGCAGUUCUAUAUGCUUUAUUUGUCAAGGUAAUGCUAGCUUUAUAGAAGAUCUCCAUCAAAGCAAUGAAGGGGAAAAAUUCAGUUUCUUAUAGAAUGGAUACCGAGAUGGAAAAAAGAGAGAAGUCAAGCUUCACAUUCCUCCCCAGACCUUCUUCCUUUCCACCUACUCCCCUUUUCAAUGAAGUGCUGCUUUACCCUGCUGCCUUUGAAGCUCUCACAUGUGAAACAGAAAGCCCUCUCUGUUUUUUUUCCAGUACACUGCACACUAAAACCUCCACCCAAUCAGAUAGCCCAUUCUUGCCUCGUCUCAAAUAGUGUUUCCCAGGCGAUGGUCAACAAGCCACUCCCCUCCCCCAUCCCCUGACAACACUUGAACUGGUAGCUGUCAAGUGUUUUUUUUUUUUCUUUCUCCCCCUCUCUCUCCCACUGACCCUCUUUUUCCUGACUGGAAGAUCAAGAGCCGAGUCACAGGCUUGCAUGUGGCAUAAAACUCUUAAUCAUCAUCUGCCUUUGUCUGUCAACACUGUCAAUGUUGGGCUGUAUUCUAUUCUGUAUGUCCUAGUAUGUUAUUCUGUUGAAUGUUAUUCUGUUGUCGCUCUGUCACAACCAUGGCGGUUAACAUUAUUUUGUAUAAGUGAUUUUUUUCACAAUGUGAAAUUUAUGGUGAAAUAAAACAUAAGAGUUUUUUCCUCUUAACUGUUAAA